GGAGUAUAGCAAUGGAUCUAAGAACCAAACCAUGGCUUUAUACUCUGAUAUGAGGGCUUAAAUAUUAAUGCACGUAUCUAAUGACCGAAAAUAUUUUUGACAUUGUUUUAAAGGAUAUCGAGGAUUUAAACAGUACAGAAAAGAUGUUAAUCUGGGGGAAUUAAAUUCUUAUUUCCCAGUCUUUGUAAACAUGAGGCUUAGUAGAAAACGGACGCUAGUUUAGAUAUGUGGAUUUCUAGUUCUGGAAUUAUAUGGAAAUUUCUCAUUUCUGUGGGUGUAUUGUUUGAGUGCUUGUCCUAUGUAAAUGCAGGAUGCGGAGGUUAUAUUGAGCUGACGGCUGGGGAGACCCGGUCUAUAGCCUCAGGCAGUUCUUAUGGUGCCUACUCUAAUUGUAUAUGGAUCGUUAAAUCACCUGAUCAGUAUCUGGUCAAUAUAGACCUUACCUUUAAGGGCGAAAAGUCUUCCACUGGCGCCUGUGAGGAUUACAUAGUUAUAACAGAUGGGUCUGCUUCUGCCAAUGAAAUCCUAAAUACUUGUGAUGACCAAACAAACGCGGUGCAUAAUUCUUCGGCACGAUGGAUGUACAUACAAUUCAAAGCUGAUGGUGCUGACACAACACAGGGUCUUACAGCCACCCUGACCACUGUAUAUACAGGUUCCAGUUAUAGCAGUGUCACAGAUCCUGUACCGAAAUGUAAAUCUCACCAGUUCUCCUGCUCAAACAAGCGCUGUAUAACGAGGUCGUACCGGUGUGAUGGCUUCAAUGAUUGUGGUUGUGAAGUGGACUGCGAUGAACAAAAUUGUGACGGCAUUUCAAUGGAAAAAGGUGCCUAUAUGGGCCUCGGUGUAGGUUUAGGAGUAGCUAUGUUUGUAGGUUGCUUUAUUGGCGUAUUUACGUACGAAAAACGUCGAAAGCUGAAAGCAAUGCGAGAGGAGGAAGAAUCCCAGAGGGCGGCCAGGGGUCGGCGGGGGCGAGCUAAGGACAGCAAGAAAAGCAAAGACGACAAAGAUAAGGAUAAAAAAGUGGCCUGGCAUAGUUAGUACACCCACCGCCACAUUGCCAAGUUCCUCUCGUGCUUCGUUAAUCAGUUCCAGAUCUCGAUCCCGAGAUUUUAUUUUUCGCUGUUAUGUGACAGUCAAUAUACUCGCAACAUGGCAUAUUUGGAUUUUAUUAUUAUUUUAUAUUUGAUAAGUACCAUGGCUAACAGUCUGAAAAAAAAAUGAAGAUGAAAUAAAAUGUUUAUCUUUUAGAGAAACUAAACUAUCGUUUUUUCGAUGCUUGCUUCUUUAGGUUCAUAAAAAUAAAAGAUGUGUUAAAAGUGUGUGUGAGGGUGAAUGUGUGUGUGUGAGUUUUCAACAAAUCAUGUUUAAAUAUUUCCAAGGUUUGUAAUGAUGAAUUGUUUUCUUUACUUGUUUGCAUUUCAUCAGUUUGAUCUUGAAUCAAAUUAAUCUGAAAAGUCAGAUUGUAUCCUGAUUUUUACCCCCAAAAAUUGAUAAGAUUGUAGAUUAAUUACAUUUUACACCUUUCACGAUGUCAUUUGUUAUUGUUGCAUGACUUCACACCUGUACUGUUACCCAAAAUUCACUAUCCCAUUACAUACUAAAGGUUUGAAAUCAGCAAUGACAUACUGUGUGUAUUUUUCAGCUUAUGCUGUUAAAUUAUUUUUUCAUAAACCUAAAUGUUUUGUAUGAUGAUGUAUACCACGAUGUGGAGUUAUGAAUAAUAACAUGUUAUGUUUAAGAGAAAUAAAUGA
This is a messenger RNA of Saccostrea echinata, 1754 nucleotides long. RefSeq names its product deleted in malignant brain tumors 1 protein-like. Gene Ontology annotation, molecular function: protein binding. NCBI's taxonomy places the organism in Eukaryota, Metazoa, Mollusca, Bivalvia, Ostreida, Ostreidae. The record is from RefSeq and is a predicted model, not a curated record. The coding region runs from base 226 to 1041 and encodes 271 amino acids. The transcript has 7 exons.